Messenger RNA from Lagopus leucura (white-tailed ptarmigan), 5067 nucleotides. RefSeq names its product dynein axonemal light chain 1 (gene DNAL1). NCBI's taxonomy places the organism in Eukaryota, Metazoa, Chordata, Aves, Galliformes, Phasianidae. The transcript has 8 exons. Bases 50 to 634 code for a protein of 194 amino acids. The record is from RefSeq and is a predicted model, not a curated record. Gene Ontology annotation, molecular function: protein kinase binding. Gene Ontology annotation, cellular component: cytoplasm.
GGGAGACGGCCGUGCCCUAGCAACCGGAGCGUCGACGGUAGCGACGGCGAUGGCAAAAGCAACAACUAUCAAAGAAGCUCUAGCCAAAUGGGAAGAAAAAAAUGGCCAGAAGGCUUCAGAGGCAAAAGAAGUGAAACUGUACGGCCAGAUUCCUCCUGUAGAGAAGAUGGAUGAAUCUCUCUCCACUCUUGUUAACUGCGAGAAGCUUUCAUUGUCUACAAACUGCAUUGAAAGAAUUGCCAACUUGAACAGCCUAAAAAAUUUGAGGAUUUUGUCUUUGGGAAGAAAUAAUAUUAAGAACUUGAAUGGAUUGGAAGCAGUUGGAGAUACGCUAGAAGAGCUGUGGAUUUCGUACAACUUCAUUGAGAAACUGAGGGGUAUCCGUGUAAUGAAGAAGCUGAAGGUUCUUUACAUGUCCAAUAAUUUGGUGAAAGACUGGGCAGAGUUUGCGAGACUGGCAGAGCUGCCAUUAUUAGAGGAUCUGGUAUUUGUAGGCAAUCCACUGCAAGAGAAAUACGCCUCUGAUCAGAAGAACAGCUGGAUUGAAGAAGCAACCAAACGGGUGCCCAAGCUGAAAAAGCUGGAUGGUAUCCUUGUUAUUAAGCAAGAAGAAGAUGAAGAAGGAGGAAACUGAUGAGACUUUUGCGUUGGUUGUUUAAUAAUUUAAAUAUCUCCAGAUUGCUCAGCACAUAGAACUUUUGUAUAAACGUUUGUUUUGAAGAAAAGCUUUGGGCAAGUUUUAUAAGACCAGCUUAUCUCCACAGUCUCUUACCCAAAGAGUUACUUACCAAACUUCAGGCACACCAGUUUUGUCAAGCUUCUGACAUCUUCUGCAGAGACCAGUGGAGUUGAGUUCAUCUUUUGUUUGGUUAGUGAGAGAUCUUUUACCUGAGCUAAUACCUAGCUAUUCCUAAUUCCUGACUAGUGGUGCUUAUUGUUCGCUCUUGUGUUACAACAGAGCAAUUUUAGCUUGUUAGAUGCAGCUGGCCAACAUUCAGUUGAAACACCAUUGCUAAAGGAACAAUGUUACAUUUUAGAACUAUGUUAUAGACUUUGUUGUGUUUAAUCCUGUUACGGGAAUCCCUUAAUAUUUUAAGUAUGUGAAUUUGCCUUUUCAUCCCCUUAAGUAUUAUGCCAAAUAGGCCCAGAAGUUGUGGACAUACGCACAAGAAAGGUAAUGGGCUCAUGAUCUCUUGUUAUGGACUGCAAGUUUUGAAUUGGGCUUCUUGCAUUGGAACUCAUAACUUCAUUGCUUAGAAGGCCAUGUAUAACUUAUAUGAUGUUAUUUAUUUUAAAGAGGCAGUAGGAAUUCUUUGCAUGGUUUCAGUGAGACUAAAGUAUCUUUUUUUCUCUUUUUUAUAAAUUAUUUUGAUUGGAAUAAGUAGACUAUUGGCCUACAGCUGGUUCCUGUUCCCAGUCUUGUUUUGGCUCACUGAUGGACAUAAUCCUUCUCAGCUCUGGAAUUUUCAUACAACUAUAAGUGGGCUCAGAAACAAAUUCAGAAACAGUGAACAAGAGACCUGGGCUUGAGAUGUAAAAGGUAGGGUUUGGGAUACUAAUUUUUUUUUCUAAAGCACAGAUGAGUGAAAUGUGUAUGUGGUUACUGAGGAAGGUGAGACAAGGUGGGAAAUGGGUAUUGGAAAAUAAGUAUUGAAGAUGUACUAAACAUGCUCUGUUGCACGUUAACCGUUUUAGUGAACCUCCUUAUAUGGCAGGUAACUAUUUUUAGUGAAAAGCAGUAUGUAAUGCUAAAGACAGACAUAAUUGCACUGUUGGAUGCAAAAAAUGUUCCCUCCUCUCUACUUCCUUUAGAAAAUAGAUCAACUCAGCUAAGUGGAUUUUUUGGCAGCUUGUUUUUAUUGUUUUUAAGCUUUUCUUCUAAUUCAGUGCAUUAUCUUUGUUUAAACUAGAAAAGUGUGCUUGCAGGUUUUAGAGCAGACAUGUAAGGGACGAAGUUCAGAACACCACUUUUGUUUGUGAAAGAGUGGCAGGGGUUGAUAUCCUGGAAAGUCAUGGGCAGGGAUAAAAGGGUGGAAGGGACCCAGGCGACAGCGAUAUUGAUCUCAAGCUCCAGGUGUAAUUUUAGUAGAAGAUAAUUCUAUUGCUCAUCAAUAUCUAAGUAAAAGGUGUGAAGAUUACAAGGAAAUCAGAGCCUAGUUUCAAUAUAUUCUUUCUUGUUAUUCUGGGAUUUUUAGAGAAAUGCUUAAGCAUUCCAACUUAAACUGGCAGAUACAAAUAAGUCUCGAGUUUCAUUUAGAUCCAUUUCUUAAAAUAAGGUCAGAAGAACAAUGGCCAAAGCUGGAUUUAUUUUACAGAUUUUGUAGUCUCUUGUAAUUCCUUCUAGUGUUAUGCUCUAUCGUUAGGAAAGGCAGCACUGAUUAAGAAACACACAGGGAGGGAGUAUUAUACAGCAAACAACCAUUUCACGUUGACCUCUUAAAACCAACUCAGUUCACGUGCAGCCAAUCAGCUUUGGAAAAGUGGAUGUGAUUUGAAGGAGCACCUAGCUUAUGGGCACACAUGGUCUUCACUGACCUCAGCUUUUGUGGUAGGGCAACAGGGAAUAGGCUUGGGCCCUUGCAUGAAGUGAUUAAAGUGUGCUUAUAGUGAGAACUUCAAAUGUUAGCAACAACUAGAAAAGCCAAUUUCAGAUGUGUGUGCAGCUGUUUUCAGGAUAGAAUAUGCAGAAUAUAUGCAUGGAUUCUGGCCAAGAGGCAACGCAUUUAAAUCCCUGCACCUUCAAAAACCAAUGUGUGCAGUUAUGGUACGUAUAGCUUAAAUUAAUUAAAUAAGUUAAUUAGCUCCUCAAAAGAAACAAGACAGAGAUGAGAAUGUUGUCCAGUGCUACAUGAUCCUACUGGUUAAUUUUGUAAUAUCUAAAUAUGGUCUAACUCUGUACAUUUACAAAGGCAGCAUUAGAUACAGCAAAGACUCUACUUUGACUAUUGUGGGACAAUCUGAGAACAGAAUAGAAUUUUAGCAUUCUAGGUGGAGAUAGUUCCGUUGCCAAGGCUUGAGGAACCUCCAAGAGGUUCCUGGCUCUUGUAACUGACAAGUUGAGGCUCCACGGAUUAAUUACCAUUAAUCAGUCCAGCAAUAACUAUUGCAGUUGUUCGUUGGUAGAGCUGGGUAUAGCAUAUGGCUGUUGGCAUCAGCUCUUUUCACAAAUUAACAGCACAAGUUCUCUUUUUUUGCAACUACGUUAUAAAUAUGAAAAUAAAAGCAGUCAUUACUGAAAGGAACAGGGCAUCCAGUCUCAGCACAAUUGUAGCAGCAGCAAGGUAAACUUAGAAGAUUUUCCUUUGCCUUUCAACCUCCUGCAUACUGCAGAACCUUUGCAUGUAAGUUAACCCUUUUCUGAGUUUUAGCUUAAUGUUAUAUGUGAUGAAUUGUGGGUUACUGCCUAGCACAAAUCAAAAUCCCAUGGACUUUACUAGCCCCAAAUAAAUUAAGUUUCAAUCAAUUUCUAAAAUUUGCACUUUAAAAAUUAUGCACUGGAUGUGGUAGAAGAUACAGAUGAUAGAAUUUAAGCAACUGAUUUGCAAUGCAGAUGGAGCUGCACUGCGUCACAGAUACACUAUCAGAGAUCAGACUGUGUGCCCAGGGGAGCGGCUGAGCAGCAGUUAGAUGCUGAAAGAAUUCUUCCUGUGUUAUUCUUUGCGCCUCCACAUCUCACCACAUCUAAUGAUGUCCUAAGCACAUUAUUAUUCAUGGAUGAGAAGAGCACCCAUGUAAAACUUGCAAGCCAUGUGGAAUUCUGCUUUUCCCACAGAAAUUAUGGAGGAUUAGCAUCCACUUAAUUAUAUAGAGAAAUAUCCUACAAUUAAAUUAAGAGAUAGAAAAUAGGUAUUUUACUUGCUUGUUAGCAUAGACCUCUCUUCAAAGAGAUGAUGUAUGCAGUGGUUAUCUUUCAAAUGGCUGGAAAAAUGUGAGAAGAGACCCGAGAACCAGCAGCUGAUUCAAAUUACAAGAGUAGAUCCAUCUAGGAAAAUCUUCAAGCAAGAAAGCACUUUUUAACAUCUACUUUUGAUGACAUUUUGUAUACUGUAAUUUUGUAGCAUGACCAAACUGUUAAAGUUGCUGUGUUUAAAUUAUUUAGGCUUACAUUUAUAAAUGAACUUAUGUGAAACUUGUUUAAAAAUAACAAUGCUAUUUUAUAAAAAAAAAGUCUUUGGCUAUUGUGUAAUGGAAUAGGCUCAGCUUCUGGUGAAUUUUCAUAAAUUAAUUUUUGUUCUCAUUAACUUUUCCUAGCUGCUCAGGGAGCAAUGUAUUUAUAGUAUGGAAAUGCUGUCUCUUAUUGCCUCUAUAUUUUAGGAUAGGAAAUAAUUUAGGCUUUACAGAUGUUGAUCUAAUUGUGAUUGUUGUCAUCUGAUACAUAAAUAUUUUUCAGUCUUUUAAUACAGACACUGGUUGUCAGAUUUGUUGUUAGUUCCUAAGAGAAAAGUCUGCUAUUUUUAUUUGGGGUAAAAAAAAUUGCAAGUACAUUAAAUAAGGGUAAGUCUUUUUUUCAGUACAAAAAUCACAGGUUUGCUUUGAAUUCAAGCUCUGGGAAUAGCAUUACACAAUCAACUCCAUUUAGCCAGCUCAGGAGAAGGUUGGUGCUUAAUGAACUUCUGUAAUAGGAACUUCAGCCUUCAAUAAACAGUGCCACUGAAAUGUAGUUUAAAAACUCAUGAAAAUGUAAAUGAUGUAAAUGAGAAAGCUUUCUACCCCGCAGUAGUCACCCUCAAAGGGAUAAGAAUAUCAUCCUGCACUGAUAGCUGUAGGCCUAUUGAAAAAACAAACGUCUAGGGAAUUACUGCAAAAUUCCUCAUAAUGUUGCUCCCUCAAAAUGCAUUUGAGCUCAGAAAUCACUGAAGUGCUUUAUAAAGUUCUCUCAGUAGAUGAAAUAACCUUGGAUCUACCCAUUUUAAAAAGAUGAAAACCAAACUGCCCUAAACUUACCACUGUUAAUUUUCCAUCAUCCAAAUUUCGUUUGCCCAGUUUUAGUGCAGUGCAGUCAGCCUGUAACACUUGCCCAUAGGCUGUGAUAGUGAGGCAAGUGCAUUAUUUUCUUUGCCAUCUAAA